This is a messenger RNA of Phaeoacremonium minimum UCRPA7, 1107 nucleotides long. RefSeq names its product putative had superfamily protein. Bases 1 to 1107 code for a protein of 368 amino acids. NCBI's taxonomy places the organism in Eukaryota, Fungi, Ascomycota, Sordariomycetes, Togniniales, Togniniaceae. The transcript has 2 exons. The record is from RefSeq and is a predicted model, not a curated record. Gene Ontology annotation, cellular component: mitochondrion. Gene Ontology annotation, biological process: glycerophospholipid biosynthetic process.
AUGCGAGUCUUGGACUCUUCCAUCGAUGGUGUCCUCCUGCAUGUCGCUAAGCCGAUUCCUGGCGCGACUGAGUCUCUACAAUAUCUACAGGACCACAACAUCCCAUUCAUCCUCUUAACCAAUGGCGGUGGCAAGCAUGAGUCCGAGCGCGUGGCCGAUCUAUCAUCCAAGCUCGGUGUGUCGCUCACCACGGACAACUUCGUCCAGUCGCAUACGCCUUUCCAGGAGUUGACCACCAAGUUGACCGACAAGACCAUCUUCGUCACGGGCUCCAACGCUGACAAAGCCCGGACAAUCGCGCAGAGCUACGGCUUCAAGUCCGUCGUCACGCCCGCCGACAUCCUCAUGGCAUAUCCGGAUGUGUGGCCGUUCGACCCGCUGAUGAAGGAGGUCUACGCCAAGACGGCGCAGCCCCUCCCCAAGCCGAUCUACCAGCCGGGCACGGGGAUGAAGGAGGAGGAAGCGCUCAAGAUUGAUGCCAUGUUCGUGUUCAACGAUCCGCGCGACUGGGCGCUCGACAUCCAGCUCAUCUCCGACAUGUUGCUUUCGCGCCAGGGGUAUCUGGGUACAUACUCGACCAAGAACGGCGAUGCGUCGCUGAAGAAUGGCGGAUGGCAGCAGGACGGCCAGCCGGCGCUCUUCUUCAGUAACGCAGAUCUCCUGUGGAGCACGGGCUACCACCUCCCGCGCUUCGGGCAGGGCGCAUUCCAGGCGGCCGUUGCCGGCGUGUGGAGCCGGGUCACGGGCGGGAAGCACGAGCUGGUCCGGACAAGCAUCGGCAAGCCUUACAGCAGCACGUACAGCUAUGCGGAGCGCGUGCUCAACGCCUACCGGAAGGACAUCCUGGCCAAGCAAGGCCACGACGCGAGUCGGGUCGGGGCCCUAGGCGCCGUGUACAUGGUCGGCGACAACCCGGAAAGCGACAUUGCGGGCGCCAAUGACUUCCGCAGCGACGACGGGACGGAGUGGUACUCGAUCUUGGUGCGCACUGGGGUCUGGAGUCCAGAACGAGGCGAGAUGCUGCAUGAGCCAAAGGUGAUUGUUGAUGAUGUCAAGGCGGCUGUACAGUGGGCGCUGGAAAGAGAGAAAUGGAGAGGAGGCCAGUAG